AUGCCUUCGCGAAUCCCUCGUCCUGCGCAGACCCCGGGGCAGCUGCGCGUGCACACGGGCGGGCUGGCGUGGCGGAAGCUGGGCGGGGGGAAGCAGGUGGACGUGCAGCGCACGGACAUGGCGGGCGUGGUGUGGAUGCGCGUGCCGCGCGGGUACCAGCUGUGCGUGCGGCUCAAGGCGGGCGGCAAGGUGAAGUUCAACGGCUUCACCAAGGCGGACGUGGACUCGCUCUCGCCCUUCCUCACCUCCACGCUUGGCUUCGCGCCGCGCAAGAGCGAGCUCGCCACCAGCGGCCGCAACUGGGGCGACGCCGAGAUCGAAGGCACGAUGCUGGGAUUCCAGGUGGGUGGCAAGCAGGCCUUCGAGAUCUCCAUUGCUGACGUGUCACAGACACAGCUGUCAGGGAAGAACGACGUGCUGCUGGAGUUCCACGUGGACGACACUGCCACUGCUGCUGAGAAGGACAUGUUGGUGGAGAUGAGUUUUCACGUACCAACGUCCAACACCACCUUCGUUGGCACCGACGACAAGCCCUCCGCACAGAUAUUCCAGGAGCAGAUCCUGGCGCGCGCGGACGUGGGGCCAUCGGGCGACGAGGCGGUGGUGGAGUUUGAGGGCGUGCACAUCCUCACGCCCAGGGGCCGCUUCAAGGUGGAGCUGCACGUCAGCCACGUGCGCCUGCAGGGCAUGGCUGUCGACUUCAAGAUCCAGUACAAGAACCUCGCGCGCCUCUUCGUGCUGCCCAAGGCCAACCAGCCGCACACGUUCGUGGUGGUCACACUGGACACGCCCAUCCGCAAGGGCCAGACGCUCUACCCUCACAUCGUGCUGCAGUUCCCGAACGAGGAGACGUUUGAGGGCGGGCUGUCACUGAGCGACGAGUUGCUCACCACCAAGUACAAGGACCGCCUGCAGCCCGUGUACAAGGGCCUGGUGCACGAGGUGUUUGCUCAGAUCCUGCGGGGGCUGUCGGGCGCCAAGGUGACGCGGCCGGGGUCGUUCCGCAGCAACAGCGACGGGUACGCGGUGCGCACGUCGCUCAAGGCGGAGGAGGGGUACCUCUACCCGCUCGAAAAGAGCUUCUUCUUCCUCCCCAAGCCGCCCACGCUCGUGCUGCACGAUGAGGUGGAGUACGUGGAGUUUGAGCGGCACGGCGCGGGCACGAGCAGCAUCUCGUCGUCCUACUUCGAUUUGGUCAUCCGCCUGCGCAGCGAGCAGGAGCACCAAUUUCGAAACAUCCAGCGCAACGAGUACCACAACCUCUUCUCCUUCUUCAGUGACAAGCGCCUCAAGAUUCUCAACCUCGGCGACUCGCACGCAGCGGCAGCAGCGGGCGCGGAGGCGGGGGCGGGCGUGGGGGGCGUGGGGGUGGGCGGCGUGGACUCGGACGACGACGCGGUGGACCCGCACCUCAACCGCAUUCGCGCGGGGGGGGCUGAUGAGAGCGACGAGGAGGUGCGCUGGGGGGGGGAAGAGGAGAGGGAUGAUUGGUGCAGAGGAGAGGGGGGAGCGUGCGGGGCCAUCAUACCCCGUUCCUCCUCCAUGUGCUCUGCUCUUGCCUCACCCCACUCGCCCUCCUCCUGCGCGUGCCAUGCACAUGCCUCACUCCCCUCACCUCCUCCGCGUGCCAUGCACAUGCCUCACUCCCCUCACCUCCUCCGCGUGCCAUGCACAUGCCUCACUCCCCUCACCUCCUCCGCGUGCCAUGCACAUGCCUCACUCCCCUCACCUCCUCCGCGUGCCAUGCACAUGCCUCACUCCCCUCACCUCCUCCGCGUGCCAUGCACAUGCCUCACUCCCCUCACCUCCUCCGCGUGCCAUGCACAUGCCUCACUCCCCUCACCUCCUCCGCGUGCCAUGCACAUGCCUCACUCCCCUCACCUCCUCCGCGUGCCAUGCACAUGCCUCACUCCCCUCACCUCCUCCGCGUGCCAUGCACAUGCCUCACUCCCCUCACCUCCUCCGCGUGCCAUGCACAUGCCUCACUCCCCUCACCUCCUCCGCGUGCCAUGCACAUGCCUCACUCCCCUCACCUCCUCCGCGUGCCAUGCACAUGCCUCACUCCCCUCACCUCCUCCGCGUGCCAUGCACAUGCCUCACUCCCCUCACCUCCUCCGCGACGAGGACUUUGUGGCGGGCAAGGACGAGGACGAUGGGGGCUCGCCGUCCGACUCGGGCAGCAGCGGCAGCGGCGAUGGCAGUGGCAGCGACAGCGACAGCGAUGCCAGCAGAGCCGCCAAUGAGGACGAGGAGGAGACCGCCAAGCGCAAGGAGAAGGCACGGAAGGAGAAGGAGAGGGAGAAGGCGAGGGAGGAGAAGGCAGGCAAGGCGGCCAGCAGUGGGGCGGGCAAGAGGAAGAGCAAGGAGGGAGGGGGAGGGGGCGGGGGGGAUGACGGGGGCAAGAAGAAGCGCAAGAAGAAGGACCCUGACGCGCCCAAGCGCGCCCUCUCGGGCUUCAUGUACUUCAGCCAGGCUCAGCGCGAGCAAGUGAAGAAGGACAACCCAGGCAUUGCAUUUGGGGACAUCGGCAAGCUGAUAGGCGAGAAGUGGAAGAAGAUCCUAACGUGUUAUCCCUGUUUUUCCUGGGUCCUGUGUUCCCCUGCCUCUCCCCCUGCAUAUCCUUCGCGCUUAUAUGCGCGACUGCCUCUUACCCUCUGCAAUCCCUUCCGUGCAUCCCACCUGCCUCUCCACCCUCUGCCAUCUCACUUGCACUGGAUGCCCGGUCUUCCUCCCCUCGCCACGGGUGCUGGGGUGCGAGCAGGGGAGGAGAAGGCGCCGUACGAGAGCAAGGCGAGGGACGACAAGGCACGGUAUGCGGACCAGAUGCGCUCCUACAAGGGCGGUGCUGCUGAUGAUGAUGCUCAAGACUAG
Closterium sp. NIES-65 is the source of this 2871-nucleotide messenger RNA. Lineage: Eukaryota; Viridiplantae; Streptophyta; Zygnematophyceae; Desmidiales; Closteriaceae. The record is from the annotation of a GenBank genome assembly.